Molecule: messenger RNA, 1545 nt
Organism: Scedosporium apiospermum
Lineage: Eukaryota; Fungi; Ascomycota; Sordariomycetes; Microascales; Microascaceae
Exons: 7
Coding region: 1-1545 (514 amino acids)
Biological process (GO): transmembrane transport
Cellular component (GO): membrane
Molecular function (GO): transmembrane transporter activity
Source: RefSeq, a predicted model, not a curated record
AUGGCGUCGCCUACGCCUUCCGACAAGAAGUCUGACCCUGCGGAGACUACGCCUGACCACAACUCUGACGGCUAUGGAAAGGGAGAAAUUGCUUACAUCGAUGCGGCCGAAACGACGCUAGAGUCGUUCUCGCAUCUCGAUGAGAAGAAGAUUCUGCGCAAGAUGGACCUUCGACUAAUUCCGUUACUCGCCCUUCUCUACCUGCUAUCUUUCCUCGACCGUGGAAAUAUCGGAAACGCCAAGAUCGAGGGCCUUCAGGAAGAUCUCAACAUGAAGCCCGAUCAGUACAAUUGGUGCCUCACGGUCUUCUUCUUCACCUACGCCGCGUUCGAAGUCCCUUCAAAUCUACUUCUCAAGAAACUCCGCCCGAGCAUUUGGCUUCCUACUAUCAUGGUCGCAUGGGGAGUCGUGAUGACUCUGAUGGGCAUCGUGAAGAAUUAUCACGGGCUACUAAUUGCACGUAUCUUCCUCGGCGUCACAGAGGCCGGAUUGUUCCCCGGUGUUGCGUACUAUCUCACCAUGUGGUACUGCCGUCACGAAAUUCAAUUCCGCCAGGCCCUAUUCUUCUCAGCCGCCUCCAUUGCCGGUGCCUUCAGCGGUCUCCUCGCCUUCGCCAUCGCCAAGAUGGACGGAAUCGGCGGACUAGAGGGCUGGCGCUGGAUCUUCAUCCUCGAGGGCAUCGCCACCGUUCUCGUCGCAAUCAUGUCCUUCUUCGCCCUUCACGACUUCCCAGAGACGGCGAAAUUCCUUACCGAGGAGGAGCGUGCGUUCGUCGUUUACCGCUUGAAAUAUCAGAGCCAGAUCAGAGGUCAGGAACAGGAUGGCCACGUCCGUGUCCCUGAGGCCGAUGAGUUCAAGUGGGCGUAUGUAUGGAGCGCGUUCAAAGACUGGCAGCUUUGGGUUAACAUCUUCGUCUACUGGGGUAUUGUCUGCCCUCUCUACGGAAUCAGCCUCUUCCUUCCAACCAUCAUCCGAAGUCUCGGAUACACGAGCAGCAAAUCUCAGCUUAUGACCGUUCCUAUUUAUGUCACGGCCGCCAUUCUGGCAGUGAUAGUCGCCUGGACUUCGGACCGCGUUGGAAAGAGAAGUCCCUUCAUCAUUCCACUUCUGUGCGUCAUGCUCGUUGGUUUCGCCAUGUGCAUCUCCACUAGCAAUCCCAAGGUAGUCUACGGUGGUGUCUUUAUCGCAGCCUGUGCCAUCUACCCAGCCUUCCCCGGCUGUAUCGCCUGGCUUUCGAACAACUUGGCCGGCAGCUACAAACGAAGCGUGGGGAUGGCGCUUCAGAUUGGUAUUGGUAAUCUUGGCGGUGCCAUGGCUUCCAACUUUUACCGACAAAAGGAUGCUCCUCGAUAUAUUACCGGACACGGCUUGGAGCUUGGCUUCAUCUGCGCCGGCAUUCUUGCCUGCCUCAUCCUCAUCUUUGGAUACAGUCGCAGCAACAAGAGUCGUGAGAGGCAAAUGGCCGCGGGGGUGGCUGACCAGUUUACGACUGAAGAGUUGUCGGCGAAGGGUGAUAAGGCUGUGACCUGGAGAUAUAUGUACUAA